Messenger RNA from Jaculus jaculus (lesser Egyptian jerboa), 1702 nucleotides. It is a transcript of the gene Syne4, whose product is annotated as spectrin repeat containing nuclear envelope family member 4. Gene Ontology annotation, cellular component: nuclear outer membrane; nuclear envelope; meiotic nuclear membrane microtubule tethering complex. The transcript has 10 exons. Gene Ontology annotation, biological process: establishment of epithelial cell apical/basal polarity. Lineage: Eukaryota; Metazoa; Chordata; Mammalia; Rodentia; Dipodidae. The record is from RefSeq and is a predicted model, not a curated record. Bases 123 to 1298 code for a protein of 391 amino acids.
CGGCUCCUCCACGCUUCGGUGACUUUGGAACCCUCGGACAGAGGUUGCCCUUAAACUUGUUCACCUCCUGCUGCACCAUUACACAUACCUGUGUCACUAGGCCUGCACCUCCAGGCCUGAAGAUGCUUAGCUGGCUCUCAGCUAUGGCCCUGGCCCCACCUAUUGGCCUUGGAGUCUCCUCCGAGUCCCUCAACCACCCCCCAGGAGCCCCUAGGGAGCCAGACAUUGAUGGAUGCACAGUUGGUCCUGUAUCUGAAGAGGAGAUAAACAGGCCAGAGGAGCUCCAGGUCUCCUUGGAUCCUCCCGAGUGCACCGAAGGUGGACUGCAGAGUACUCAGCCCACCACCAGCCCUCAGAGACCACCAGUGGCCUCUUCCCAUGAGCACCCAGCUGGGGGCAAACUUCAUGAGCACCCUGUUUCUGGCCUGGAGGUACUGGAGGCUGAACAGGACAGCCUACACCUUUGCCUGUUAGGGCUGGGCCUCCAGCUGCAGGACCUGGAGCAAGGCCUCGGGAUAUGGACAGUGGCCCACAGCAGGAUGGUUCAGCUUCAGGCCGUACAGACAGAGCUACGAGGGGCAGCUGAGCGUGUGGACGCACUACUUGCAUUUGGUGAAGGGCUGGCACAGCGGAGUGAACCCAGGACAUGGGCAUCUCUGGAGCAGAUCCUGAGGGCCCUUGCAGCCCACCGAGACACCAUCUUCCGACGGCUUUGGCAGCUGCAGGCCCAGCUGGUCAGCUACAGCCUGGUGUUUGAGAAGGCCAACAUGCUGGACCAGGACUUGGAAAUUGAGGGGGACUCGGACGGGCCAGGACCUGGUGGGAUCUGGGGGCCCUGGACACCCAGUAACUUUCCUACUCCUGCAGAAUUAGAGUGGGAUCCAGCAGGGGAUGUUGGGGGUCUCGGGCCCUCAGGGCAAAAGCUAUCUCGGAUACCAGGAGCUCCGUGUGAGCUGUGUGGCCACAAGGGCUCCCAGGGCAGCGGACAGGGCCUUGAGGACAUAUUCACGUUGGGGCUCAGCCACCGGAAACACUUAGGUCACAGACGACACUCCCUGCUCAGGACGUCUCAGAACAAGAGGCAGGCAUCUCCCAGUCACCCUGAUGUCAUGGUGGAUGUGGAUCCUGGGGUUUCUACUCCUGCCUCCAAGUGGCUCCUGACCUUCCUCCUCCUCUUCCUUCUGGUGGGUGCUAUGCUGCUGUGGUCCAUGUCAAGUGGCCCCUGCUGCUCUCAUGCCCGACUGUCCAGGACACCCUAUCUGGUGCUCAGCUAUGUCAACGGUCCUCCCCCAGUCUGAACACACAGCCCAAACGUGUGUAAUAUACAUGGUCGCUGUCCAUGGUGGUUGAAUGUAAAAUGUCUCCCAUAGCUUCAAGUGUUUGUGAUUAAGCUUCCUACUCAGUCCCCAGCUGGUGGAGCCUUUUGGGAGGUGGUGCCCCGCUGAAGGAAGUGUGUGGCUAGGGGGUUGAUCUUAGAGUCGAUUAUCCAGCCCUACUGGGUGUUGAGAGCUGACCUCACUCAGAUGACUCCCUCCCUAUGUGGAAUAGUGAUGCCCCAGGUGCUUUUUUCUGCCCUGGUGAAGCUUUCCCUCAAAAGUAAAGCCCAAGGGCUGGAGAGGUGGCAUAGCAGUUGUGGUGCUUGCCUGUAAAGCCAAAGGACCCAGGUUCAAUUCCUCAAGACCUACAUAAGCCAGAUGCAAAG